UCGGCUCGAUUCGCGCUGAAUUGGCUUCAAUUUGCACCGAACCGGGCUGAUUUAGCUAGAAUUGGGCCGUAUCGGCCGGCGACCGAUAUGGCCGAAACAGGCCGGAAACGGCCAAAAUCUGCCUUGAAACUCACCGGAACAGCCGAAAUUCUGACCCUCAGAGGCAUGAUUUGGUGAUUAUGUAUCAGAUCAGGUUGUUGCUCCUGUUCGGGAGACCUGUGCACAAGCAGUAGGUGCCUUGUUUAAGUACAUGCAUCCCACAUUAGUUCAUGAAAGCUUAAAUAUAUUGUGAAAAAUGAUAUGCAGGUAACUGUGACCUAAGGAUAUGCCUUUAGUGCUAAAUAAUAUCAUUAAAGUUGACAACGGAAAAUUCUAUUUAGGAGUUGCAUACAGCAAUUUUGAUUGGGCAUAGCUGAUGCAUGUGCUCCCACAUUAUGGGAGCUAUUAGAUAUUUUAUUGUCCAAGAUUGUCAUCAUUCAAUGGAAGAAUGUGCCAAAGGUAACUCCCCAGGUUUCCAUUAUUGUCAUCUAAAACAGAUAGACUGUUAUGUCAUCCAUUUAGUAGCAUCUUGAAGUUCAUGUGAUAUCAGAAAAAGCUGGUGGUAAUUUCAUCCAAAACUGACUUUCUACUCUCUCUUCCCUAAUACUAGUAUUUUUUUCCUUUUUAGAGUAAAAUAUCAAAAUUUUAUUAAUAAAGUAUAUGAUAUUCCUUCCUUAAUAUAUUCACCUUUCUUCAAGUUUUUCAUAAAAUUUGGGCAUGAUGUUGUCUAUAGGAAAACUUGGUACUUGUAUUUCAACUGCGGUCCACUAAUGCAUGAACAGGGAAAUAAGGAAUAGGAAAUAUUCUGCUGAACUCAGUCAGGGCGGUGUAAGGACAGGAACAAUUUUCUUCCCCUACUUUUGACAAAUACCAGAACCUGCAAAUUAUGAGGCGAGUUUGUAAGUUUAAUGUCAUUUCAUAUUUUUUAAAUUGAUACUUAUGUAUAUCCCCAGUUAAAUUCAUUUAAUAUUGAUGAUGUUAAAGCCUUUCCAGAGUUGUGAGGCAGAUCUGUUUCACUACUAUCCAGCAAAGAUAGAUGUGCAAUCCCUCUCUAGAAAAAGCUACGUGGAAGAUUUGUCAGUGGUUGAGGAUUUAUUUUAACUUGUACACUUGUAAAACCUUAGAUUACAGCCAAAGCUGGAUAUUGUUGCUGUUCACUUUGAAAAGGAGGUAGAAGUAGUUGAGUGGCCCAGAGAUAAAAUUUUGGCAAAUCAACAGCAAUAGGUUGCACACAAAUCAAACAUUAUGUGGGUGGUGGCCUAAGCUCAAGUUGCUGCCUCAUCUAUCCCAACAAGCUUGCAAGAAGCUGAGAUAUCUACCAGCAGGGGUCAACUGGAACCGUAAUUUGAAUGUAUCUGCAAUUGUUGAUUGGGUAUAUUAGGUAUCACCAUCGACAAAGCAUCAAGUAAGGCCAAGGCUUUCCUAGCAUUUACACUUCAUGCCAUGGCUGCUUCCAUUUCCCAUCCAUAUAAUGAGAAAUAGUUCUAUUCUUUCUUGAAUGUACAGAAUUAAUGACAAUUCAUUCACUUUUCAAAUCUUAUGUUGUGGCUUCCUACUUAAAGUCUCCAUAGCAGUGACUUCAACACUUUUCUAGAUUAUGAGAAGAUAAAGUGCAAAGUGUUGAUUGAGCAAUGGCAAAAGUGGUCAAAAGUUCCAAUAAUGCAAGGCUGAAAAUUAUUCAAGCAUGAAGACAAAACACCAAAGCCUUCCAGAUCUCCUUCCAUUGGCAAUUCCCAACCUCUUUCAUAGAUCAUCAAGUGCAUUAGUUCUCAAAGACGAAAUUCAAGUUUUCACAUUCUCAAAGCACGAUGGCAAGGGAAAUUGUGAGCUCCAUGACUGACGGAAUUGUGAGCUCAAUGACUGGGGAAAUUGUAAGUAAGUUGAUUUCAUAUGCUACUAAGCUGAUCAGCAGUGCUCGGGGUUGCGAGGACGAGCUAAGAGGGAUUCGUCAAUCAUUAACCAUGAUUCGAGCUGUUCUGACUGAUGCUGAGAGAAGGCAAGUGAGAGAUGAGUCUGUGAAGUUUUGGCUCCAGAUGCUUGAAGAUGUUGCUUAUGAAGCUGACGAUGUGUUGGACGAGUUUGCAUACGAGAGUCCCCGGCAAAAGAUAGAAGUUGGAAACCAAAGGAAGAGAAAGGUACGUGAUAUCUGUUCAACCUCCAAUCCCUGUUUAUUCCACCUCCCAAUGGCAGACAAAAUUAAGGCUAUUCAGGAAUCACUGGUAAGAGUAGAGGACUUGGCAAAUAAGUAUGGCUUUGCUAAAUUAUUGUUAGUGGAAUCAGUAGAUACUAACAAUGAAAUUAUCCCAAACCGAGAGACAAACUCCUUUCUUAAUCAUUCAGAAGUUAUAGGAAGGCAAAAUGAUGUUUUGGAAAUAGUGAACUUGCUAACUAGUACAACCAAUCAACAACUCUCAGUCCUUCCUAUAGUUGGAAUGGCGGGUUUGGGAAAGACAACUUUCGCAAAACUUGUGUACAAUCAUGAGCUAGUAAAGAAACAUUUUGAUAAAACAAUAUGGGUAUGUGUCUCUAACGAUUUCAAUGAAAAAAGGAUUUUAAGAGAGAUUCUAGAAUCACUUACCAAUAAGUCAAGUCAAUUACAAAGUGAGAAUGCAAUACUUCAAAACCUUCAAAAAGAGUUGCAAGGAAAAAGAUACCUUCUCAUUCUUGAUGAUGUCUGGAAUGAAGAUCAUAUGAUAUGGGAUAAAUUAAGUGGUUGUUUGUUAGGAAUUAAUUCUAAUAUUGGAAACAAUAUCAUUGUAACAACUCGUAGUGACAAUGUUGCAAGAAUCAUGGAGACAAUUCCCUCAUAUCACUUAGAAAAACUACUUGAAGAUGAAUGUUGGUCUAUAAUUAAGAAGAUGGUAUCUUCAAUUCCGUUAACUCCAGAUUUGGAGACAAUCGGAUAUGAUAUUGCCAAAAAGUGUGGAGGGGUCCCAUUAGCUGCAAAAGUCCUAGGAGGGACAAUGGCUCGUAAAAAUGAAAAAAGUGAAUGGUUAGCAAUUCAAAGCAAUGAAAUUUGGAAUUUUCCAGGCGUUAGCAACAAGAUGUUACCAAUAUUAAAAUUGAGCUUUGAUCAUCUGCAAUCACCAUCUCUUAAAAAAUGCUUUGCAUAUUGUUCAAUUUUUCCGAAAGAUUAUGAGAUUAAAAAGGAAGAGUUAAUUCAGUUUUGAAUGG
Quercus lobata is the source of this 3213-nucleotide messenger RNA. Its product is annotated as putative disease resistance protein RGA3. Gene Ontology annotation, molecular function: ADP binding. Lineage: Eukaryota; Viridiplantae; Streptophyta; Magnoliopsida; Fagales; Fagaceae. Bases 1848 to 3209 code for a protein of 453 amino acids. The transcript is spliced from 11 exons. The record is from RefSeq and is a predicted model, not a curated record.